Messenger RNA from Cutaneotrichosporon oleaginosum, 930 nucleotides. RefSeq lists its product as uncharacterized. Lineage: Eukaryota; Fungi; Basidiomycota; Tremellomycetes; Trichosporonales; Trichosporonaceae. The record is from RefSeq and is a predicted model, not a curated record.
GACAUACCGGGCCAUUCCAUAUCUCCUCUCAUCAUGAUCGCGCUUUGUAAGUUUCUUCUCGGCAGCACUCACCCCAGCCCUCCUUGCGCUCAUCACCACUGCGGUCGCCGCACCAGCCGUUUUGAACCGCUUCGCGGCCGAUGCAGUCCUCGAUUCGCCAGGCUACACCAAGUGGAUUGAGUCCGCAAAGCCUGGCGAUAUCUACCAGUACGACGGCGGCGCGAUCAUGUUGGAGGCCGAGGAACGCUUGCCCGGCACGACCGACAGCAAGGGCGCCAAAGACAACAAGGACAGCAAGGGGAACAGCACAAUUGAGGCGCGCCGCGACUGCAUCACCCGCCGGCAGCUGCAAUCCAACGUGGACCGCACCGGCCUGUGGUGGAGCGCGUGGGCGCCCAUCGCCGACUGCCAGACGUGCCAGGGCGGGCCAUGCGACCUCGCCUUCCCGUGGCAGUGGACGGGGACGUGGCGGGUGUCAGGAGAUUGGCGUGACGACGGGUGGGACGCGGUGCGAGAGGCGAUCAACAACGACGGCGGCAAGAACUUCGGUUACCGUUGGGAGAAGAGUUCGUCGACGGGCGGCGAGGGGCGGUGCCAGGCUGCUGGGAGUCAGACGGUGCGUCUGUGGCACCAGGUGCGCGUGGGAUGGGCCGACAUUGCGCAGCGCACCAUCGUCUCUAGCUCCAACUGCCCGUGGCAGCGCCAGAAUGGAGAUUGGCAGUUCUCGCACCUCGACCUCCUCCUCGAGGGGGGCGAGGCGCACCAUGUCGGGUGCAGCUACGACGACCGAGCCGAAUGCUCGCGCCCGAGGGAUUAGUAGGUGGCCCACUCUCGCUGGCGAGGGCUGUUCCAUGUUAUGUACAUGUGCAAUAAACGCACUUCGUUCUUGUGUCGCGGACCUCUGUGAAGUGUCAAUGCCAUUAUCACCAG